This is a messenger RNA of Aspergillus versicolor CBS 583.65, 2433 nucleotides long. RefSeq names its product Zn(II)2Cys6 transcription factor. The record is from RefSeq and is a predicted model, not a curated record. NCBI's taxonomy places the organism in Eukaryota, Fungi, Ascomycota, Eurotiomycetes, Eurotiales, Aspergillaceae. Bases 1 to 2391 code for a protein of 796 amino acids. Gene Ontology annotation, biological process: regulation of DNA-templated transcription; DNA-templated transcription. Gene Ontology annotation, molecular function: zinc ion binding; DNA binding; DNA-binding transcription factor activity, RNA polymerase II-specific. The transcript has 6 exons.
AUGAGCAAUCUCGAUGCUGCGCCAGGCUCUUCGGGUGCCAGGCGGAAAAGGAGCCGUAUUGCCUGCGAUUUCUGCCAUUCACGUAAAGUGCGAUGUGACCUGACGGUGACUGGUGCGCCUUGUACAAAUUGUCGCCUGGACAAGCAGAGCUGUUUCGUGAGAGAGUCACGCAGCAAGCGCCACAAAAAACAAGCAUCAAGAAAUAACAGUGACUCGCAGCGCAGGUCUUGUAACCCCGUCCCACAAGACCCGCUGGCCAUAGCCUUGCGGUCUAGUGCUGGAUUGGCAGAGGCCAGAGAGGAUACUGAUACUGGGGGCCUGCAAUUCAAUGUCCCAUUCACCCGUCUUUCCUCCCCAGAUCAGCGCUUGCCGACCGGGGCAGAGAGUCUGCCGGCUCUUCGAUCGAUGCUGGGAGACACGCCCCCGUCCGCAGACCUAGCCGCUGCGGACAAAAGUGUUAUAUUCUCCUAUUACGAAUUCCUGCAGUUGAAGGGCCUGUGUAAAUUACCGCCUGCGGAUGUCAGAUACCUGGAGCUCAAGGGCUGCUUUCGUGUCCCGACCGGGGCUCAUCUGGACAACUUCCUACGCCAGUAUUUUCUCCACGCCCACCCCUGCAUGCCAGUUGUCGACGAGACAGGGUUCUGGUCUUCCUAUGAGCAGCACGGUCUUGGUGGUAGUCCCAAGGUUUCGCUAUUGCUUUUCCAAGCCAUGCUUUUCACAGCGUCUGCAUUUAUGCCCCUGGGUUCUCUGAGGGCCUGUGGAUUCAGCGACCGUAAUGAAGCCCGUGAAAGCCUUCACCAGCGUGCUGCGCUGCUCUAUCAUCUGAAAGCGGAAACAGACCAUACCACCAUCGCCCAAGCAGCUCUAUUACUAUCCUUUCAGUCCUCUGCUAUUGAUGUCUACAGUAACACUUCGUUUUUGUCAACUGCCAUCCAAGCCGCCCGUGCCAGCCAAGCCUGCCUCUACAAGACGCUCCCCGGCUUAACGACAGAACAGCGGCGGUACAAAAAGCGACUCUGGUGGUGCUGCGUCGUGCGCGAUCGGACUAUUGCGCUGGGUGUACGCCGACCACUACAGAUCACUCCGGAAAGCUUCAAUCCCCGUGAAGAUCCUCUGGCGGAGGAGGACCUGGAAUGUGAGAUGGAAAGGUCGAGAGUGUAUGAUUUGGAUAUCAAGCGGUGUCUCAUCAAGCUCUUCGUUGUCCACUGCGAUCUCUCAGCCGCGCUUACAUCCACGGUCAUGACCAUCUGUCCACCAAAUAGUGUUCCCAUACCAUUAUCUCCAACAUACGAAGACCUGUUCCGGUUGUUCACGGCCGCAGAGGGCUGUAGGCAUGAACUCAAGGCCUGGUUCGAUACAGCAGAGACACAGCUCAGGCAUGCUUCACGGACCUGUCUUCAACGCACCAGCUUCGUAAUGCUGUACGUGGAUCUACAGUGGAUCUACUACUUCACUGCCCAGAUGGCGCUGAGCCAUUCCAUAAUCUUUGCGUCCAGCACAACCAGCCACGCUCUCCGACCUGACUGGAUCACGCGGCUGGACAUCAGCAAGAGUGAUUUGAUGACUUCAUUUAUAGGCCUUAAGAACGUAUUUAAGAGGCUGGUCGCUUCCAACCUCGCUGGCCAUCUUCCGAUUAGCGCAUCGGCAUAUACAGCAGUGCCUCUGUUGCUAAUAUCGCUCGAUGUCCAACUGUCCUCGUCCGAGGGCCAGAAAGGCAAACGCAUGCGCGAGCUUUCAUAUUGCGCUGAAGCAAUGCGACAAUACGCUUGUCGGUUUCAAUUCGCGCAGUUUGUCUCUGGUAUAGUCUGUAAAGUCCUUCAGCUGCUGGAUGCCACAUCCAGUCCUGCUGCAAUGUCUCGCGGUAACAUCCUUGAGGAGGGCAUGUUCGAGGGCGAAAACCGACCGCAAACCUGGUGUGAACUAUACAUAGAGAAUCCACAGCUCUAUUUCACGCUUCUGUUCUCUUUAGACCACUCCUUGUCAUGGGGGAAGGUGCCAACAUCUCACGAACUCCCGGACUGGUCACUUCGUCGGCGCUCUUCUAGAUCGCCGCAACAACUGAACAGGUCAUCGCUAAGUUUGACCCCAGGCCUGAGGCAAGAGGUCAGCGAGCUGUCUCCAGCCAUUAUCGACCUGGGCGACAAUAUGGCCUCGAGCUGGAUGUCGAACGAUCAGUGGGAGAACCUCCUUUCCACCCGCGUAUAUUGCGAGGACUCUCCGGGUUUGGGCAUUGAACAGGCGACGUCCCCGGUUGCACUAGGUACAUCUACUGUUAUUCCCGACCAGCCGGAAACAUUGCCUGGUCCCAGCCGGGAUGAUGCUCAAGAGUGCGAGUCUAUCUCAGACACCCUCUCGUUCAUGCUUCAGUAUUCUUGCCCUGCCAUUGGGUAAUGAUUAGGUAGAAAUUAAAUAUACAGAGCAGGUAGAAGUUGG